Molecule: messenger RNA, 1653 nt
Organism: Manduca sexta (tobacco hornworm)
Lineage: Eukaryota; Metazoa; Arthropoda; Insecta; Lepidoptera; Sphingidae
Exons: 3
Coding region: 116-1543 (475 amino acids)
Source: RefSeq, a predicted model, not a curated record
ACAGCUUUUGUACGGCGACAAAAUAUGUUUUCAUUUCAUCAAUAUAAAUUCACGGUACUUUUAUCAUUGAGGGCACAGGACAUGAAAUAUAUACAUUAUCUCUAAUUUGUAAGCAAUGUAUAUUGCUUUUAAGUGGUUAGUAGGAUUGUCUUUGGCCAUGUGGGUCGCUGUGUGCUGUAGAGAUAUAAUGAUAAAAAUAAACAAAAACGCAGAGCAAGGUUCCAUUGCUAGACCAUUUGGGUUAAUAUUCAAGAACACUACAAUUCCUAAAGAGAAGAUUCUAGAGCACAGAAAUAGAUUUAAACACGACAGCAUCGCUGUCCUUCAUUGCUCCAUGUUUCUCGCUGGAGCGUUAGCCGUCACGAUUUUUAACAGGAAGACGGAAAUAAUUUUAUUCGCGAAAAGCAGAAUUCGUAAAGUAAAUUUAGCAGUUUUCUUGAACAAAGUAAGAUUAAGUUUGAAUGAAACCGCCAUUGGCAUCAGUGUUUCCAUAUUGAAAUAUUACCAAAUUUUGGGGAACAUAGGCCGAAUAUUGUCUACAAAGUUAAUCAAUGCUCUUAUAACAUUAAAACAAAGAAAGAUGGAAUUAAAUACCGUGAAUUUCAUAUUAUUAAAAAAACUCAAAGAAUUGGGAGAAGAAAGAAAGAAUUUAGGGCAACUACUUAUUUCAGCGAUACAUGAAAAUAAAAAUAUAAGGAUGCAAUAUCAACUUGAAAGUCUAGCCAAAAGUAGGCUUAUGCGACAUAUAGCACAAUCGCAAAAUCAAAUGAAAGAGAAUAGAUCUAGGUAUGUCAGUUUCCAACAAUUAUACUUGGUAACUCAUCAAGAAAAUCUGUUUCUCAAGGCUCGCGUAAGGAAACUAACGAAAGAGAAAGAAGAAGUCCAAAAAAACCUCAUGGAAUUGAUGAAUGAAAUAUACAAAUCGAAAAACACUGAGCUGAAAGCCUAUUGCAGUCGCUUCAUAGUCAGCUCAAGAGAUAAUUUAUUGAAUUCAGACGUAAAAUCAGAAAUACAGAAGUUCUUACAAAACAGUCGACGGCCAAGAAACACUAGAUCGCGUUGGGAAAUGUCAGAUGAACCAGAGAUAUUAGUGAAUAGUACGAGGAGUUGGCCGCGGUGUAAUGAUACCAGGGUUACAGAAAUACAUGGAGAUGAGAGCGUGGUGCCCAUAGUGUCUGAUGCGCCGAAGCUAAAGGGCCUGCCGGGAGAGUGUGUGUGGACCGUGAAGGAUAAGGAUGGCAUUAUAGAGAAGCUUUAUGAAUAUGACUACGAAACUGAUUUCGACAACGGCGAUACUAUCAGAAGGAUUAGAGAGUAUUCUGUUUAUUAUGAUAAAGAUUGUCUGCUGGAUUUUUCAAAUUCUAGAACAACAAUGCCCGACGACCAAACAACCACAUCAGAAAUGAACAGUCAAUGUUAUUCACGAACUAGUCAAAGAUUUUUAACAGGGUCGGAGGCGUUUCAAAAGUUUUUACAAGCCAACACGGAAAUCGUAAGCUCGCCGCGAAGAUCAUCGCAGGGCCCACCUUUCCUCUGCGGAUAAUAAAAAAUAUUAUUUAGAACAGAGAAAUGAUCUCCUACGACAUUGUUAAGUGGAUAAUUUUGUAGACAUUUUUAAUUAUUUGAGAGAAGAUUAAAUUUAUUUUAUUAUAU